Molecule: messenger RNA, 5571 nt
Organism: Closterium sp. Naga37s-1
Lineage: Eukaryota; Viridiplantae; Streptophyta; Zygnematophyceae; Desmidiales; Closteriaceae
Source: the annotation of a GenBank genome assembly
AUGGAUGCGGCGCGCCGCGAUCGAGUGCGCCUAGCGCCGCCGGGCAGAUCGCAGCGCGGCGAAGGCGGCGGCGCGAAGCCAGGCCGCGAGAGCGCGCGCGAGCGGGAGGCGCGGCGGCAACAGCUGCAGCGGUCGCUGGACGAGGCGCAGAAGCCGCUUGCCGCCGCCCUCGCCGUCGCCUGGAAAGGUGCCGCUCCUCCCCGCUUCCUCUUCCCCUUCCACUUCACCCUCGCCUCGCAACGCCUCUCCCCGGCUGUAGCGAGUAGCGAGAGAGGCAAGGAUGGGGAAAGGGAGCUGGGCGGGGCGUGGGGAGCGGGAGACGUGUGGCAGUGGGCGUCGCAAGACCCUGCGCUGCACAAUCAGCUGCUACGUGGCGUGCAGCGAUUGCUCGACUUCGUGGCGGCCAAUGAGAUGCCUCUCUGGAGUGACGUGGCAUGCAGGCGAACAGUGAAGGUGAGGGGCGGCAGCGAGUGCAGGGGGCGAUGUGCAUGGCUUCUCUACGUGCACAUUUCAUUAUGCCUCACUGCCCCCUUCCAUACAUCUCCUCUCAUGCUCCUCUCUUCCCCCCGCUCUUCUCGUUCCCCGCUUCCUCCCCCUCCGCUCCCCCCCCUGCCCCCACAGGCGCUCUACGAGGCGUGCGGGGCAGCGCUGCUCCACCUGCUCGCAUUCCACGCCCCCCCAGCGCUGCAGUCGGUGCGGCAGGCAGCGGUGCGAGUGUGUGCGCGCAUGGCCACUGCAGGGGGGCGGUGGUGGCGGGAGAGUGUCACGGGCGCCAUGCUGCUCGCGCUCUCAGCAUAUGUUGAUGCGUCAGUGCGGGGGGGCUCUGGUGGCGGGAGAGUGUCACGGGCGCCAUGCUGCUCGCGCUCUCAGGCUACGAUGAUGCGCCAGGUUAGUGGGGUGGGACGGUUGGGGCGGGUGGGGCGGGCCCCUGGACCCCUCUCGCCGUGUUCCCAUCCCGAUUUCCCUGUUCCCUUACCCACCCCAUGUGUUGCCCGCCUUCCACGCCCUCUGCUCACCUUACUCAACUCAAUUCAGCAUGCCCUGCACCCAGACGACCACGUGGUGCUGGACGCAUGCACUGCCCUCACUGCCUCGCUCCUCGCCCUGCCUCCACAACCCCCCUCCCGCCCACUCCGCCACGCCCCCAUUCCCACCCUCCCGUCCUCCCUCCUCGCACCCCCCCCCACCAUGCUCCCCCCUUCCCCCCCGUCCUCCUCGCCCCUCGCCCUGCCGCUCGCCACCCUCACACCCCCCCUGCUCGCCUCACUGUGGCGCCUCCAUCUCUCGCCCUCCUCUGCUGCCCCGAGCACCAAUGGUGGGGAGGGUACGAAGGGCGGCAAGGCCAGGGGUGGUGGAGAGGGGAGGAGGGGAGGAGUGGUGGCGCGGGCAGCAGAGUGGCUGUGGGGGGCAGCAGGCACGGGGGAUGGGAGGGGCGUGGGAGGGGAAGCAGUGGUGGGGCCGGAGGGAAGGGAAGGGGGCAUGGGCGGGGCAGGGUUGCAUGCUCACACCGCCACUGCUUCAAGCGGUGGGGAUGCGUGUGGAGGAGUGGUAGGAACGGAUGGAGGUUCACAAGCGCAUAGCAGCACGUGCAGUAGUAGCACACCCACAGAUAGCAGCAGGCUGAGCGACAGCAGCAGCAGCGGGCGUGAGAAGAAGAAGAGCAGCGACGAUGAGCCCAUGGCUGCGUGGAAAAAGAGGCAGGCAGCAGCGGUGGCAGCGGUGCUGCACGUGCUGCUGCUGCUGCUGCAGCGCUGCCCGGCGGGUGGCCGGGAGGUGAAGAGGGAGGUGCUCCGCCUGCCCGCACACCUGUCAGGUGGCAGGGGGCGCAUGGCGCAGCUGGUGGGCAUGGCGCUGCCGCAUGGGGCGCACAUUGAUGGUUCUGCUGCUGCUGUUUCAGAAGCAGUGUUGAGCCUUCUCAGUGCCAUGGCCGCCCUCUCGCUUCUGCAAGCGCUCGCUAGCCGCCCAUCGUUCGCUGCUGCCACACGUUGCACUUCGCCCGCCACCACCACUGCAGCAUCGCCCCUCACCCCCCUCCUCACCUUCGCCCUGCAAGCAGCCCACACACCCCUCCCCCUGACCCGCUGCCACUGCCCCCACCCGCCCUCCCUCCGCCUCAUCUCAUCCUCCUCUUCGCCCGCCAGCUCAGCACGUGAUGACUCAGUAGCCAGCCACGUGGCAGCAUCUGCUUGGCAGACCGCAGCGAGCCUCCUGCGCUGGCCGGGUGGCCAUCAUGACCCGGCCGUGCUGUGGGCGGCAGGCUUGUAUGCAUCUGUGCUGACGCGUGCACUGCUGGGCGGCGGGUUGAAUGAACAUUCAGGACGUGCAGAGGGCAGCUGUGAAGAGCAGAUGGGUAUUCGGGGGGGUGACGGCAGGGCGGGUGGGGGGGAGGAGCAGGUGGGAGGGUCGCAGGUCGUCAUGGCAGCAGCGUGGGAGGCAGUGAGGUGGAUGGCAGCAUUCUGCCACGUGGCAGUGUGUGACUCAGAAGGGGGUGUGACUCUAGUGAGGGCGAAGGAGGCAGGAGGCAGGGCAUGUGGGAAGGCAGGCGAGAGCGGGGAGAGCAGGGGAGGGGUGGGUGGUGGGGGCGGAAAAGGGGAAGGAGGUGGAAGGAGCGGGGGGGAUGCGGAUGAACAUGCAGGCAUGAAGGCGGUAGCAGCAUUGGCAUGCUGUGGACUUUCCGUCACUUUGCAUAGCACUGUCGUGUCCAUCCCUCUCAUCCGUAUUCCCCACAGCGUGCUACUAGCCUUAAUUUUCAAUUACCCCUCUCUUCCCCUCCCCCCUACCCACCGUUUCUGCAGCGCUCACCUGGUCGCACUGCUUGCUCCCUCCUCUCACACCACACCUCGCCUCCUUGCUGUCCCCUCCGCACCCUCGCCUGCACCCACCACCCCUCUCCACCCGCCCACGGCCCACGCCCUGCUCACCGCGCUGCUCGCGCUGCUCUCCUCGCCCUGCCCCGCCCUUGCCUCUCUUUCCCGCGCCGCCCUCUCUCAAGCACUCACAGCCGCCUCGUGUGAGGCACGGCCCACGGGGGAGGGCGGGAGAGAGGGCGCAGCAGCGGUGCGCCAGGCUGCCCUCGCUUGCCGCCUCUGCUCGCGCCCGGCCCCUCUUCACUCCUCUGCACCGCUGCUCACCGCUGAAACGCCGCGCCAGGAGGUGGAAGCUUCCACGAAGCUGCUGGUGAUGGCAGCGCUGGCGUGUGAUGGGCGGGGUGGGGAGGCAGUGCUGGCGCAGGGGGGCGUGCGGGCCGUGGGACUGGUGGUGGCGGCCCGCGUGGCCCUGUGGACCAAGGGGGGCGCAGGGGAGGGGGAGGGGCAGGGGGAGGGGGACAGUGGGGAGGUGGGGGGGUUGGUUGAUGAUGGGAGGAAGGGCGAGGGCGGAAGGAGGUGGGGGGAAGGCGAGGGGUGGGCUGGUGGAGCCCGAGAGGAAGGUUAUGGGGAGGAUGAGUGGGGAUGGGAUGAGGGGAAUGAGGCGUGGUGGGGGGAUGGGGAGCUGGAGGGAGGGGAGGACGAGAUGGUGGGAGUAAUGGGGGGCGGGGGAGGCAGCGACGCCAAUGGGGAGAUGGGUGCUGACACCAUGCUGCUGGCUCAUGAGAGGCCGGACAUACCACAUGCGCCAUACAGUGCUGACGUCACAGCAUGGCAAGGUGCUGACGUCAUCCUGUUCUCUGGCCUCACAGCCCUACUCGCCCUCCUGCACCGCGCACAGCCGUUACCAUCGCACCCCACGGCAGUGCCAUUAGAGCCACUGGCACUCACCCCCCUCUGCGAGCUCCUCCCUGAGAACCUCGUCCCUGCCCUCACUCGUCUCCUCCAUCCCGCAUCGCCCGCUGGUCUGCGCUGCCUCGCUGCCCGAUGCCUCUCGCUCUGCCGCUCCCUGCCCCGCCUACCCCCACCCUCCGCUGCACUGCCUGCUGCUGCCAAACAACCCUCUGAGCAGCAGCCCUCUCAUCUCCCUCCGUCUCACCAUGCGCCCGCCACACACAGUGAGCCACCCCCCCUGGGAGUGUCCUCUGCUGUCGCCCGUGACAUCCGCUCUGCUCUCACCUGCCUCUCCCCUUCCUCCUCGUCCGCCUCCUCUCCCAUUCAUGCAUCACACAGUCACUUCACCCCGCUCUCGACCUCCCCUGCAAGCCCCAAGGCGCAAGUGGCGUUCGUCCUCACGCACCCCUCUGCACCCACCUCCACCGCUGCCGCCUCCCCACUGCGAGUGGCGGCACAUGCAGCAAUCAUCGCUGCCCGCUGCCCCGCCCUCCUCUCGCCCCUGACCGCGCCCUCUGCCCCUGCCCAAGCCUCCACCACUGGGCACCCUCAUAGCACCCCCUCUAUUCAAGGAAAGGAUGAGGGGGUGAAUGGGCAAGGGAUGGCAGCAACGGGAGGAGAGCGGGCAGAGGGAGGGGAGGGGGUGGUGAGGGAGGUGCGGCUUGGGAGGGGCGUGAGUGCAGAGACGUUCAGUCAGCUCCUGGAGUAUAUUUACACGGGACAGGUGUCGCUCUCCCAUUCGCUGUCCAAGGAUCUGCUGCAGCUGGCUAAGAAAUGCCAGUUGGAGGGGUUGGUUGCGCUCCUUCGCUGUGAUUGGCCGAUCUGGGGCAGGGAUGAUGCGUUGGGGUGUGAUCUGACGCCAGCACUUGGUCCUGCUGGGCUGCCUUGGAGCGACAUUGUGCUCUGCGUGCCGUGCGCCCGCCAUGCUCCCCUCUCCCCCGCGCACCAACCACCUGCAAGCCCCAGCAGCUGCGGGGAAGAGGCGCAGCAUGAGGCGUGCGGGGGGCCUGGCGGGGAGGGCAGUGGGGAGUGGGGGGGCGGGCAGGGGGGUGUGUGGCGGUGUGUGCGGGUGGCGGCGCACCGCUGUGUGCUGGGGGCGCGCAGCCAGUACCUGCACGCGCUGCUGCACUGCGGCAUGCGCGAGAGCUCGCAGCACGAGGUGCAUCUGCCACCGCUGCCUUUACCAGCGCUCAUCGCUCUCCUGCGCUUCCUCUACUCCGCCCGCGUCUCCUUCCUCCCCCUCCCCCUCCCUCCCCGUGCCGCCCUCGCACCCACCAACCUCAACCACCCGUCUGCCCCCGCUGCUGCUGCUGCGAGCCCAAGCCGGCAUCACAGCGCCCCUGCACCGCUCUCCUCUGUGCGCCUGCCCCCGCUCACACUCACUACGCGCUUGCUCUCUGCAGUGCAACUUGCAUCGUUGGCUCACCAAUGGAUGCUGCCCGCCUUGCAUCACAGCGCCCUGUGCUACGUGGCAGCACGCCUGCGUGCCACCUGGCAUGUCCCAGUCAGCGGCGGGCCGUGUGAGAGUGCUGUUGACUGCAGUGAUAGCAGCAGCAGGAGCAGCACGGGCAGCGCCGCCAACUCUGGCACGGAUCGGGCCCGGGAGGGCCCAGUGGCACCGUGGGCGGCAGCGGAGGCGGUGGUGCGGGCGGCAUGGGCGGCGGGGCAUUGGGAGAUGGUGGGGGAGGCGGUGAGCAGCCUGGCGCCAUGGUACCCCGCCAUGCGCCGCACUGCCUGCCUGCACCGCCUGCCACCACAGGUUCAGAGCGCUGUCAGGGAGGCGCACGUGCGCUUGCUCACUGCUCCCCCUUGA